Girardinichthys multiradiatus is the source of this 696-nucleotide messenger RNA. It is a transcript of the gene npffl, whose product is annotated as neuropeptide FF-amide peptide precursor like. The coding region runs from base 120 to 506 and encodes 128 amino acids. Gene Ontology annotation, molecular function: neuropeptide hormone activity. NCBI's taxonomy places the organism in Eukaryota, Metazoa, Chordata, Actinopteri, Cyprinodontiformes, Goodeidae. The transcript is spliced from 3 exons. The record is from RefSeq and is a predicted model, not a curated record.
GACGCCGAAAAGGGAGAUAACCAAACACGAUCAGGGUGAUUCUCUCUUUUACUCUGCAUGAUUCCAGCCUGUGAAGUGCACAUAGCCAACAUUUUCUCCUUCAGCAUCAGUCUCAGACCAUGGACACAGCUACAGUGGUGACUCUUCUGGCUCUGAUCCUGGCUAUGGCUGGCGUCAGUCAGGCUCUUCACAUCCAAGGCAACGAGGGUAAAAAUGACAUGCUGCCCGGCACCUUAGAGGAGAACAUGGCCGACCGCCUGCCGGGGCUGGAGAUAGAAAGCAGAGAAAACAGCCUUGAUGAUCGCCUGCUGGAUUCAGUGCUAAGAGCUCUGCUGCUGGGAGUCCAGAGAGAAACCAGGGAAUCUGUCCUCCAUCAGCCACAGAGGUUUGGCCGCAACUCCAAAGGGCAGGUAGUGUUGGAGGAUCAGAUCCAACCCCGGGAUUGGGAAGGUGCCCCUGGCCAGAUCUGGAGUAUGGCCGUGCCCCAGAGGUUUGGCAAGAAGUAGUCUGGCAGCUGGACCUGCACAUCGCUGUUCUGGUGCAAGGCUGAGCAGAUGGGCAGAUGUCUGCAGACUAAAUUAAAAUGAAUAAAAUCUGAAAAGUAUUAGCAUAAUUCUUUUCUUUCUGAUAAAUACUUUGGUCAGCCGCAAGGCCUCUUUUUGUACUUUAAAUUUAAUUAAAGAUAAAACAAGCUUA